Messenger RNA from Euleptes europaea (tarantolino), 1772 nucleotides. RefSeq names its product coiled-coil domain containing 120 (gene CCDC120). The coding region runs from base 60 to 1772 and encodes 570 amino acids. The transcript is spliced from 9 exons. The record is from RefSeq and is a predicted model, not a curated record. Lineage: Eukaryota; Metazoa; Chordata; Lepidosauria; Squamata; Sphaerodactylidae.
CUGAUGGGUCCCGGAGCAAAGUGAUUCCCCCCUCGGAAGCCACGCCGCCUCUCCCAGCGAUGGAGGUGAAGGGGCAGCUGAUCAACUCCUCCAGCUACAGCUCAUCCGAGGCUUUGCAGCGGGAGCUCUGCCCCCGGAUCCGGCUGGAGCGGGUUCAAGAGCUGCUGGAGAAGCAGCGGGCUCUGCAGCAGGUGCUGAGCCUGCGCCUGAAGGAGUUGCGGCGGAUCUGCAUGCAGGAAGCGGAACUGACCGGAAAGCUGCCCCCGGAGUACCCGCUGGAGCCAGGGGAAAGACCCCAGCCUGUGCGGAGGAGGCCGGCCCUGGCCUAUCGGAUCCCCGCUGCCCUCAAGAAUGAGGAAGCGCCUUCUCUGGAGGAGCUGGCCCGCGAGCUGGCGCUGCAGCAGCAGGUCGUUGAGGCCGCUCGGCGGCUGGUGGCAGCCCCGGAGUUGACCGCCGAGCAGCGUCGCCGUCGUCGACAGGUCCAGGCGGACGCCGCCCAGCGCCUCCGGGAGCUCGAGGUCCAGGUGGUCGAGUGCCGAGUGCGGCUGAGCAAAGGACCCCUUCAGAGGAGCAACCACGAUGAAGCUUUUCAUUCGGAGAGCAGCUCCCUUUCAGAAUCGGCCAGUCACGAAAAUGGGGCACGUGGGUGCCUCUUUCUUACGCAUUGCGCUCUGUCCUCAGAUGACCCUCACGGCUUCCAUUCCUCCAAAGCCCCCAACCACCAGGGACCCUUCCCUGACCGACCGUCGCCCCCGAAGGCCCGCGAUCAUUUACGGGCCAUCUCCAGCAGCCCUGACAGACGCCCAGGAUGGCGGCUCCUGCCGCCGGAUCUCUACACCGAGGCCAAGGACCGCAGGAACUCCGUUGCCAGCCCGACCAGCCCGAACCGCACCCUCCCCAGGAGCGUGUCCAGCUUUGAGGGCCGGAGUGUCCCAGCUACGCCGGUGUUGGCGAGAAAUGCUUGCAGCGGGAACCACCAGUUCAGGUCCGAGGCCCCAGCGCUCCACCCUCGGCAGUGGUCCGGAAGCCACGAUUCCCAGCUCGGCCCUCCGAGCCGCGACACCAGUGCUGACCGGGCCUCCGUUUUCGCCGCCCGGACCCGCCGCAGCAACAGCUCCGAGGCCUUGAUCGAGCGGGCCCCCUCGGAGGACCCUCUCCUGCCCCUGGCCCCCCCUUUCAAGAGCACAGAGGCCCUGACCCCUUCCGUUUCGGGCAGGAACCCCCGCCCGCCCUACAAUGACCUCCUCCUGGACUACUACCUGGAACGCAGGUGCUGGGGGGGUGGGGAGCACCUCUCCCGCCGGGAUGGGCCCCCCCAGCCAGAGUGGGUGGCCUUUCCAGAGAGCCCCUCGCAGCGGCGAGCCCGCCCGGCGGCCCGCACCAAGUCCUGCGGCCCGCUGCUGCCCCCCCAAUCCCGGGAGGUCGGCUACGGACCCCCGUUGCCCCCUCACCGGAACUUCCACAAAGCCCUGGCCCUGGAGGGACUCCGGGACUGGUACCUGCGCAACGCCGGGGUCAGCCAGCGGUUAGCGCCGGAGAGACGAGGGCCGGCUCCAUCUGUCCACCAGCAGCUGCGUGGUUACUGUGAACCGGUGCCCCCCAACCCGGAGAUGGGCUACUAUGGGGGGCCGGGAGGGCUGCCCCAUUCGCUGAGCUACGCUGGGCAGCCACUCUACGGCAGACCUUUUGGGGAACUGCUUUAUGCAGACGACUCGGCCAGCCCCUACACCUUGGACUCCACAGAACACCCGGCCCCGGGGACUUUGGUCUGA